ACCUGUCAAGAUUCUACCUGUCAGUUUUCUGCCAACAAAAACACAAUUCCCAAUUUUAUGAUUUAAUUUUCUUUUAAAGUGUCAUAAAUUCGCGAUAAUUUACACUUCAUUGGCAAAAAUGAAUGUUCCCGAACCAGCUGAGCAUCUUCUUGCUCUAAAGGUGAUGCGUCUAACUCGACCCACUUUGGUCAGCCCACAAAUUAUCACCAGUGAAUCUCGAGACCUGCCUCAAAAUAGCUUUCAAAAAGUCUUAGAAAACGAUGGUGCAGCAGUAGCUGGCUCAGAAACCCUAACUGCUGGUCAGUUUAUGUUAUUGCCACAGAGUUUUGGUAACAUCUACCUGGGUGAGACUUUCUCAAGCUAUAUUUGUGUUCAUAACUGCACAACACAUCCGGUGGAGGGUGUUACAGUCAAGGCGGAUCUGCAAUCGAUUACAACACGUAUCAAUUUGCCGAUGCAUGAUAAGCCAACGACGUUGAAUGCUGACGACACUCUCGACGAUGUCAUUCAUUAUGAAGUCAAGGAGAUUGGAGCGCAUAUAUUGGUGUGUGAAGUGAACUAUUCAACUCCGGCUGGGUUCCAGCAAUAUUUUCGAAAGUAUUUCAAGUUCCAGGUCUUGAAGCCACUGGACGUGAAGACAAAGUUCUAUAACGUUGAAAUGGAUGAGAUCUAUUUGGAAGCUCAGAUCCAAAAUAUCACCACUGGACCAUUCUGUUUGGAGAAGGUCGAGUUGGAUAGCUCCGAGCAGUACACUGUAACUCCCCUGAACACCCUACCAAAUGGAGAGUCUGUUUUCUCGUCAAAGAACAUGCUUCAACCUAACAACAGCUGCCAGUUCCUUUACUGCAUUAAGCCAAUUCCUGAGAUAGCCAAGGACAUCAAAGCCCUCCGUGCUGCCAACACCAUUGGCAAGCUGGACAUAGUGUGGAGAUCAAAUUUGGGAGAGAAAGGUCGCUUGCAGACGAGUCAACUUCAGAGGAUUCCCUUUGAAUACACCGAUGUUCGAAUGGACGUUGUGGAAGCCAAGAACAUCGUGAAAAUCGGCGAGCCCUUCACUUUCAUCUGUCGAGUAACGAACACUUCCGAUCGUCCAAUGGAACUGAUGGCCAAACUUGAUACAAAAACCAGUUUUGGCUGUGAUUACACAGGUUCGGCUGAAUUCUACUUGGGAAACCUGGAUCCAGGACAGGGAAAAGAAUUCCCCCUGACUGUGUGUCCGGCUAAGUUGGGUUUGAUAAAAAUAACCAAUUUAGUUCUUACGAAUGUCGUACAGAAACGAACCUAUGAAUAUGAUGAUGUGGUUCAUGUUUUUGUUGUCGACUCGGAUUACCACGAAGACGAAUCAUUCCAAAUGAAUAAGUUUGUCAGAUAUGAUUUGGCCACUCAGUUGACUUAGAAUAUUUUUGUUUUAAAUUUAAUUAAGAUCUGUUGUAGAAUGUGAACAAUUGUAAAUUAUUAUUAAAUUAAAAAUUAAAACCUUAA
This is a messenger RNA of Eupeodes corollae, 1482 nucleotides long. Its product is annotated as probable trafficking protein particle complex subunit 13 homolog. Bases 119 to 1396 code for a protein of 425 amino acids. The transcript has 6 exons. The record is from RefSeq and is a predicted model, not a curated record. Lineage: Eukaryota; Metazoa; Arthropoda; Insecta; Diptera; Syrphidae. Gene Ontology annotation, cellular component: TRAPPIII protein complex.